GGUCAUGUGGUCGUCGUUUUGACGUGUUUUUAAAAUCAAGUUUUUCACUUUUCAUGUUUGUUUUUUAUUUAUUCUUGUAGCAUGCGUUUGUUGUAGAAGAAAACUGGGAAUUGAGUACCUAUUAUAUUCGUUAAUAAAUAGAUGCAUAUGUGCACUUAAUUAACAGAAGCGCUUCGAGGAAAAUGCCAAGUUGAUUUAUUAAUAAAUUGGUUAUAUUCACUUAAGUGAUAACAGCAUGUUUAAAUUGGAAUCUUACAUUACUCCAAUUCUGCUCAGUUACGUUGAUAAAUAUAUUAAGAACUUCCGUCCUGAAGAUUCUCAGCUAUCACUAUGGGGAGGUGAUGCCUCUUUUCACAAUUUAGAUUUACGACUUGAAGUACUUGAACAAGAAUUGCAAUUACCAUUCACUUUUGUGUCUGGCCAUAUUCAUGAAUUAUUAAUCCAUGUCCCUUGGACAAAAAUAACAUCUGAACCAAUAACAAUAACCAUCAAUACGAUUGAGUGCAUUUUAAAGUUGAAGACUUCUUCAAGUAAUGCUAGUUUUGAAUCAAAUCAAGCAAAAGAGAAAUUAAAAAGAUCUUUGAGUAAAAGGCAAGAAAUUGAGGCACCACCAGGAUAUGUACAAUCAUUAAUAAAUAAAAUUGUGGAUAACAUUAAAAUAUAUUGCAAUAAUUUAAUAUUAAAAUAUGUUGAAGAAGACAUAGUGUUAUCAAUGAAUGUUAAACUAUUAACUUUUGAAUCUGCUAAUGAUAAUUGGGAAUCGGGAUAUAUUGAUGUAUCUCAAAACAAGGUGACAAGAAAACUUAUUAAUGUGUCUGACCUGACCAUAUGUUUAGAUAAACGAAAUGCUGCAGGAAAGAUUGAUGUAUACCAAGAACCAGUAUUAUAUCGAUGUUCUUUAACACUUUACAUGUUAAGAUAUUAUCAUUCUGCUACAUCAAAACGUCCCACAAAUACACGUUUAGAUGUUUACUGUGAUAGUUUAGAGUUUAGUGCGACUGAAACACAAAUUCCAAUGUUAAUGCGAAUUUUGAAACUGAUAAAUGCAUUGGCAUCUAAAGAACUAAAACCGGAAACUACAAAAAGAGACUCUACAGCGUUUUCAUUGGAUAGUGAAGAGGUUUUAAUUUCAGAAAAUCAGGAAAGUCAAGAAUCAUGGGCCAGCUGGGCUUGGUCAUUUAUACCAUCAUUAAUCUCAGUGGAUGAAGAAAAUGAUGAACAUCAAGCAGUUUAUGCUGGUCAUACAAUGCAAAUUGGUGUUUAUGUUGACAAUAUUUCAAUUACAUUUAAGGUCUUAGAACAUCAAAAUGAGAAGGGCUAUUAUGCCCAGCGAAGAAUUAGAUAUUGGCCUCUUCUGUCACUUCAUUUGCAAGGUGUUUUCAUGGAUACCAUAAUGCACGAAAUCAAGUGGUCUCGCACAAGUUUAGGCAUUAGUGAAAUUGUGAUUUUUCCAUUAGGAACAUGUAGCUGUUCGCACACUGAGUUUCAAGAAGGAUCGAACCCUCCUGAGUAUUUAAAAGCAGGUUCACCUAGUCAAUUAUACAAGGAAAAUUCGUUGUUCGAUUCAAAUGCUGUCGAAAAUAAAGGUCGUAGAAAAUCAUAUACUAAUUUAGACUGGGAUUACCAUUUGACAACGAUUACGGAGGCUGUGCUUUUAGAAAAAACACCUGCUUUUGCAAUUGAUCUUAUACAUCAAAUAGAUAUACCAGAUGAUACCAGUAGUGAAGUUUUAUUGGAACUUUCAAAUAAUCGUGAAUAUAGUGAUUUUGCCGAGAGGGCCAUUUUGAGGAUUGUAUUUGGACCAUUUUUUUUUAAAUUGUGUUCUGGAUUUCUUCAUCGCUUUAGCAGCUUAUUACAAGCAUUAUCUGCGUACGAUUAUCUCCCUUACAGCGUUCCCAAACCAGAACCGGCAUUUUCUGAACUUCCACCUCCUUCAGCUGAUGAUUAUGAUGCACUUAAUGAAAACAUUCCAGUAAGGACUAUGCAAAUUACAUUUGUGGCUCCUGUGAUACAGAUACACUUACUUGAUCAUCCCUUUUUUGUGCCUUCUAAAGGGGUUCUUUUUAAACGAAAGAAACUGCCCUCGUCUUCUGCACAAUUACAAAAAAAUCUGCCUCAUUUAACCCUAGAAUGUCAGUGUAUUGAUAUUACAAUAAAAAAUCCAAUGUACGAAAAACGUCUUGUAGUUACAACCAGUCAAUUACCUGACCCUCCCCAGCACAUGUUUGAAGCAUGUUAUCAAAUUGUGAGUACAAAGGUUUUGGGAUUUCAGAGCAAGCUUGUUCUCGAAUCUAAAAAGUAUAUGAUAAUUAUACCUCCAAGCAAUGCAUCUUCCAAUUAUAAAAAUAUUUUGAAACCUCAGUAUUGGGUUAAUCCAAACGUAAUUCAUGAAGUUUUUCUCUUUGAGUCGGAAACAUUUUCGAUUACUGGAACCAAAGCUAAACUUAUGGUAGCUAUUUUCAUUAUCGACUCAUUUUGGAAAUGGAAAGAUGAAAAGCAAAAAAAUGUUAAAUCAAUUUUAAACACAUCAUUAUUGAAAGACAGUACAAAAGAAAACGGGAUGAUUUAUGCAGAAUUGUCGAUCGAAAAUGUUCGAUUUAAAAAAGUAUCCACAUCUUCAACAGUUUCUAUUGAUGCGAGUUUAGAUUCCAUAAAAGGGUUCGUUUUUGAACAGGCUAAUUUCGAAUCUAGGGCUUAUGAAGCAAAUUCUGGGGACACCAUACAACCGUCCACCCCUAAAAAAGUUCAUUUUGCCGAUAUUCAACAGGUGAUGUUUAUAUCAGGUCCAGAAUUCGAAAUAGCUGAAGAAGGUGAAGAGUUUAAGAAACCAUGCUUUUCAUUUACCGUACAGUUUCCUAUUCUACCAGACAAACCAGUGCACGCACCCCUUUGUAUCUUUGAUAUGCAGGAGAUAACGUUCUGUUGUGAUCCAUUGCUUCUUAAAUGGCUGUGUUAUAGUCCUAAAAGAACGCAAAUAAAAGCAGAAGGGACUUCUGAACAUUUUCAUCGAAAACCUAGAACGGUUUCCGAGACAAGCAGCAAUGUUGAGACAUCUCGUAAGAUGAAUACCCCUCAUGAGUCAGUACAUAGUAGUUCUGAUAGAGAGCAUUUGCACAGAACUACAUCACUGCCAAAGGAAUCGAAAGAAACCGAUAUUAAAGACGAAUCCGUACAAGUCCUUGACUUUUUAAAAUAUUGGAGCAAUAUUUGGGUUUCUAGUUUGGUCUGCGGUCGUAUUGACCGUUGUGUAAUUUACGUACCUAUGACUUCCUUAUCAGCUAUUGGAUCUCAAAAUAUUAAACAAGCUGUUCAUAAAAUGUUGAAAAGAAAAAAUCCUCCUGAUUUAUUAGUACUUAUCUCCCCCGAGAUAUCUUUGAAAAGUACUAUUAACUACGAAACCCUGUCUAGGUACAUCAAAGCUUUACCUGUUGACACUCCGAGUUAUUUAUGGAAUGAAGGUAAAAGCAGUUUUCCUUGGUACAUUUCCGUGGAUAAUAUGUGUUGCUACACUAUACAAAAAGCAAAACAGCUAUAUAUGAUCAAAAAUGUAUCCUUUGAUGCUACUGUUGGAUUUUCUGGAAAAUCUAAAGCCAUUGGACCAAUAUGCAGGACAACUGCGAAAGAUGAGGAGGUUGAAAACGUUCGGUUUCCAAUUAAAAAUCGUUUACAAUACGUGAUAGGCACUAGCAAUGUAUCACCUGAUGUAGAGAGUAACGAAGAUGUGCAAUCCUUAAAUGUUUGUGUUCAUUUUGACAUGAAACCUGUAGUUGUUUCAUUGUGUGAAGCCCAGGUUUGUUUAAUUACAAACAUUGCGUACGGAUUUUUAAAUAAACUUAAUUUAUGGAUGGAGGAAACUAUUGAACCAAGAAUACCUGAGAUUGUCCCUUACUUUUCGGAAGCGUCUACCGGAUCUCCCGUUUUACACGAAAGUACCGUAGAAUCACCGAGUGAUCAGCCGUUAAUUGUAGAUAAAUCACCCAGUCUUGGCAAGACCGAAUGGUCAGCAUGGAUUCAGUGGACAAUUGCUCGAGUUACAAUCGAACUACUCGCAUAUGACGCAGUGGAUUUAUACUCUGAUGACAUAUCUUAUAGUCAUCCUCCCAAUUUAAAAAUGGUAUUUGACUUUGAAGAUAUUGUCAGUUCAUUUGAUUGCCAAGGAGUUUAUUUAAAAGUUAAAAGUAAAAUUGCUUCUGCUAAUAUUCGUCAUUACAAAAGGAGUAAUAAUUACAAACAGUGGAAACCAGGUCAAGUGUUGGGAAUAUUAAUGAAAGAGCGUGAUAUUACUGGCAUUGAAAAAACUAAAGACAGUUCAGAUAUUUUUUCGCUUACUAUAACCAGGGCUAGUUGUAAACAUACCCAUGCACUUUGGGGUACAAAGUUGAAAAAUAAAUCAAAAUUGAAGAAUGAAGAAGAAAAAGAAGAAAGUGCUGAGAUGCGUUUCAUCACAGAAAUCGAUCUUACUAUAUUACCGAUCGAUGUAAUUCUUCCUUUUACAGUGUUACGUGAUUUUUAUAUGGUAUUGGAACCGUUAUUAAAUGCACCACAACAGGCAACUUUUGUUCAACCAGACAACGAUUUGUUAUUAAAUUUUAAUAAUCAAAAUUUACCAUUAGUUUAUUUACAUAUAGAAGGGAUUCGUUUGGUGUUACCAUCGUCUGAACUGGAAGACAAACGAAUCGUACAGGAUGUUUGUAUUUUUCAAAUAGACGAUAUAACGUUGUCUCCUAGCGCUGUAAAUCCUAUAAUUCGAACACCAUGUAGACCUGAUAUCUAUCAACAGGGAGCUAGGACACGUCAAUUAAAUAUUCCAGGAAGUGAUAUAGAAGAUCGCCAGUAUCAAUUAGACAUCGUCGGGAUUUCCAGUGGCACGUGUCUUUGGAAAGACUUACUGACCAUUCUUAAUGUGAAUAUAAAAGAGGGUUGCCUACUAAAGACAAUGAGUGAAAAUCCAGCACUUGAGUGGAACAAUUUGGGCAAAAGUGUACUAAACUCUGGACCACAUUUCAAUUUUUGGCCAAUCAUUAAAAAAUUCGAUAUUUCCAUAAUAUUUGCUCCGGCGAUGGUUUACAAGUUAGAUACUGUCGUUUGUGGUCAUUCAUUAGAAAUAAAUUUUGCUUCUGAUGUCGACAUAUCCAUUUCCUUGAAUCAAAUCAACCUUUUAUGGGUUCUAAUGAAUGAAUUUUUAUGUAUUUGGAAGUCAUUUAUGGUUGCCGAUUUGGUUUUGAAACGACCUCAGGUAAAGAUUGAAAGCAUGAGAGAUGACCAUAAAAGUGACGAUAGACCGGAUACAUUGGAACAAGGAUGCUCUGAUGUUUGUGCUAAAAUUGAAUACGACAAAAAACAAAGUGAAAAAUCAUUUGGAUUUUUUUCUCAAACACCGUGGCAAAUUGGAAAACAAAAUAUUCCUACAGAAACGUUAAUUGUGGGCGGAAAACUGACUCUUUCAUUGUAUGACGUUGUUGACCCACUUGCUAAAGAUAAAGUUAGAAAAUCAUCAAAAAAACCUGUACUAAUAGAUGCUGAAUGCGAAAGAGGCUACGAAGGAUCAGAAGAAGGAAGCGAAAGUAGCGAGCAUGUUACGAGCAGUUUCACACCCCUUUUAUUUAUCUACAUAUACCAACCUAGCUUUUUUGCAAGUCUCCAACAAGUCACUAGAAAAAUGCAGGUAUCUGUAUCAGACGUUAAACUUAAAAGUUGUAGUGUAGCCUAUAAACCGUUAAGCCAAGUGCCAAAAGAAGAAAACUUCCCAAUUAACCUCUUAGAGACACGCUCAGGUAUGCCACAUCCUGAUACCGGCGUUUUACCUGCGUUUUUGACUUUAAAAUGGAACAAAAGUUUAGGAAAAACUGCAACGGUAGACGCGGAAUUUGGAAAACCUAUUAAAAUUGAGCUAUCUUUACAACAGUGGAAUUAUUUUUUGAUGAUUAAGGAAAAAAUGAUGAAAAUCUUUAAUUUGUCUUUGGACGGUUUCAGUGAUAUAGCACUAAAAACCGAAUAUUUGACAAAACCGGAACAAUUAGUAAAACGGGAAUAUGGAAUUGAAGAGGUUUCUUUUAAUUCCACUCAUAAAAAAACUGAAACGUACACCAAAUUAACAAGUUUUAAAGAAACGAUUUUCGGAGUGACAGGUAUAAAUGCGAAGGUAUCUCAACUUGUUCUGGUUGUGAAGACAAAUUCUGGCAGCGAUGGCGUACUAACUGUGGGAUCUUUUAAAAGUUAUUUAACAAUAUCCAACAGACCGGAACGAAUAAGCAAUGUAAUCAAUAUCGAAAACAUAACAUUUAGUGUAGUAGAUAACAACAAGUACAUAAUUUUAUUAAAUCCGUGUAACAUGUCUGUCGAAAGUUGUUUCUUUUGGGAGCCAUGGCAAGCUGUUGAUAGUAGUCCUCAGGUACAAAUAUCGAUCGAUUCGGACAACAUUCAUUUUGAUGUUGGCUCUAAACACAUUAAGUGCAUGCAAUUUUUAAUGGAAGAUUUCUAUGAAAUUAUUGCAAACUAUCCUAGCGACAACGAUAGUGAUGAGGGUAAUGAAAUAACAAAUGAUUCUAAGAGCAAUCCUGAUAGCAUAAAAUCAAACACAUCAGAAAAAGAACAACAUUACAAGGACGAUUUACGCGCAGGAGCAUUCCAAUUUAUUAACGCCUCAACGAACAGUCCUGAUGAAUUACCUCUACCAUAUCAAGUAAUGUUUUGGGACGAAAGUACAGCAGCAAUGGCAUGGCGAUAUCCUCAACCACGAGUAUUAACUAAAGUUCGGGUGUUCCCCGUGCCGUUCAAAGAAGCUUCGGAAAAGUUUAAAGAUCAGCAAGUUCUCUGUUCUUUAGAGUAUUGGGCGGAUUGUCAUUGUUCAUAUCAACCGUUUACACAGUUCUUUUUAUCCGAGAGUGAGAUGUGUUAUGUUGAUCUUCCGACACAUAAAUCUUAUCCAACAGUGGCCUGCAUUUGGAGGGUAGUUUUGCAUCCGAUUAAUUACGAGGAUCCAAACUGUUUCGAAAUAAUUAAUCCCAGUAAGUUCUUAAUCUCUCCCAAAGCAUUGGCUGCUUGUCUCCGUAUAGACUCUUAUUUCAGUAAAAGUUUAGUACCUGACGUUUCUCUAGCGAUAAACGUUGACUCUGUUAGUUUAUCAUUGUAUUCUCACUUUGACAGAGAUGCGAUCUACAGAAUGCCAGACGCUUUAAAAACGUUCAGUUUUGAUGGUAAUAUGCCCGAAGAUCAGUGUUUUGCAAUAAUCUCCUUUGACAAUUGCAAAGUGCAUGUUUUAUCUCGAAAUUAUGAGGAUCACUUAAUUGAUUUCUCGAUGAUGGUAAAAUGUUCUAUAUUGGAAUAUUCAUUUUUAACGUUGCAACCCCUCUUAGAACCUUUUCCCUUAAAAAUAGAACUUGAUUUAACAAAAACUACAAAAAUUAAUGUAAUAGCACAACCUAUAACUAUCAAAUAUGGACCUCCCGUUGGUCAUACGUUAGCUGUAAGCAUGCAAAUGUGGAGUCAAACAUUACAGGAUAUCCCUACAAAAGAUUUAAUCGUACUGACCAAUUAUAUUAUUUGCAACGAUACAAAUCUAAAUAUCGUGUUUGGUCAAGAAAGCACCGAUGAAAAAAUUUCUCUUUCUACACGUUGUUUCCAUUUAUACUGUUGGCGAUCUGCUAAGUUUAAACAAUUGCUUCGAGUGAGUGCUGAGAGUUUCGAUUGGGAUUGGUCGGAACCAUUCCAAGUAGCCGAAGAAGGUACUGAAGUUGUUGGUAUUCGUGGUACUUAUAAACUAUUUAUAACAGUAAAAAAAUUAUCCACUACUCAAAAACAAAUCAUUAUAACUGGAACAAUGGUUGUUUGCAAUAUGUUGACUGAAAAUUUUGAGUUCAAAGUAUUUGAAAACGUGGACAAUGAUAAAGAUCGGUAUAAAAAAGCUCAAACCCAUAUUGUGGAAGGUAGAACCACUGCUCCAUCUUUGUUGUUACAAAACGAUCAACGAUAUUGUCUUCGAUUAAGAUUUUUUGGGAUGGAUUCAGCAUGGACUGGUAACAUACCGCUAGAAAUAAAUACAAGAAAUGCACAACCUUGGCUUGUUAAAGUUCCUCUUCAAGAACGCAAUAAUUUUCUAAGUAUUUGGUGUAAAAUAAUCACUCAGAAAUACGGAAAGCAAACAAAAUAUUUAGCAGUAUUAUGGCCUCUUUUCAUGAUAAAAUCCAACCUAGCUAUUGACGCACAGUGUAAAAUUGAAUCGCCAGCUUUAAUGUUAAGUUCAAACAGUAUUAUACACGGCAAAGGAAAAUAUCAGCAGUUGUACUGCCCUGGAACAAGCGAUCACUCUCAUUUGCUUUCUUUUCAUUUUGAUAAUGGCAUUCCUGCCUUCAAUUCUGUUGUACCUUUAAAUUACACAUUGGUUGAUCAGAAGGAAAUAUUUAAAAAACAUGAUAACGAAAACAUAAACGAAGUUCUUGAAAUGCUGUCUAAUUUUGAAAAACAGAGGUGGCCAUACUUUGACGAUGAACAGGAUGAUGUUCAAUGGAUUGUUGAAGACCAGCCCAUAACCCAUGUAAAGAUAAACUAUAAGGAAGUCUGCCCAUAUGCCAAUUGUUUAUUGAUUGAACUAAUACCAUGGUGUAUUUUGGUCAAUAAUUUGGGUUGUACUAUAACAAUAGUAAUUGAUAAAGAGGAAGCUUGUUCAGUUCGUCAUCAAGGAAUCAUAUCGCCUCCAAAAAUGGAGGGCGAUUUUUAUGUGGGCGUUGAGUUGGGUAAAAAAAAGUAUUUAUCCCAAGCGUUACAGUUGGCUAAUUCCGAAUGGAGCCAAGCAUUUUACAUGCCCAAAAUUAUUGGAACUGUUCCAUUAAAUGGUUGUAUCCAAACUCCUAUCAAGUGUGGCGCAUAUGUAGGAAGUGAUAUAGAAGAUCGCCAGUAUCAAUUAGACAUCGUCGGGAUUUCCAGUGGCACGUGUCUUUGGAAAGACUUACUGACCAUUCUUAAUGUGAAUAUAAAAGAGGGUUGCCUACUAAAGACAAUGAGUGAAAAUCCAGCACUUGAGUGGAACAAUUUGGGCAAAAGUGUACUAAACUCUGGACCACAUUUCAAUUUUUGGCCAAUCAUUAAAAAAUUCGAUAUUUCCAUAAUAUUUGCUCCGGCGAUGGUUUACAAGUUAGAUACUGUCGUUUGUGGUCAUUCAUUAGAAAUAAAUUUUGCUUCUGAUGUCGACAUAUCCAUUUCCUUGAAUCAAAUCAACCUUUUAUGGGUUCUAAUGAAUGAAUUUUUAUGUAUUUGGAAGUCAUUUAUGGUUGCCGAUUUGGUUUUGAAACGACCUCAGGUAAAGAUUGAAAGCAUGAGAGAUGACCAUAAAAGUGACGAUAGACCGGAUACAUUGGAACAAGGAUGCUCUGAUGUUUGUGCUAAAAUUGAAUACGACAAAAAACAAAGUGAAAAAUCAUUUGGAUUUUUUUCUCAAACACCGUGGCAAAUUGGAAAACAAAAUAUUCCUACAGAAACGUUAAUUGUGGGCGGAAAACUGACUCUUUCAUUGUAUGACGUUGUUGACCCACUUGCUAAAGAUAAAGUUAGAAAAUCAUCAAAAAAACCUGUACUAAUAGAUGCUGAAUGCGAAAGAGGCUACGAAGGAUCAGAAGAAGGAAGCGAAAGUAGCGAGCAUGUUACGAGCAGUUUCACACCCCUUUUAUUUAUCUACAUAUACCAACCUAGCUUUUUUGCAAGUCUCCAACAAGUCACUAGAAAAAUGCAGGUAUCUGUAUCAGACGUUAAACUUAAAAGUUGUAGUGUAGCCUAUAAACCGUUAAGCCAAGUGCCAAAAGAAGAAAACUUCCCAAUUAACCUCUUAGAGACACGCUCAGGUAUGCCACAUCCUGAUACCGGCGUUUUACCUGCGUUUUUGACUUUAAAAUGGAACAAAAGUUUAGGAAAAACUGCAACGGUAGACGCGGAAUUUGGAAAACCUAUUAAAAUUGAGCUAUCUUUACAACAGUGGAAUUAUUUUUUGAUGAUUAAGGAAAAAAUGAUGAAAAUCUUUAAUUUGUCUUUGGACGGUUUCAGUGAUAUAGCACUAAAAACCGAAUAUUUGACAAAACCGGAACAAUUAGUAAAACGGGAAUAUGGAAUUGAAGAGGUUUCUUUUAAUUCCACUCAUAAAAAAACUGAAACGUACACCAAAUUAACAAGUUUUAAAGAAACGAUUUUCGGAGUGACAGGUAUAAAUGCGAAGGUAUCUCAACUUGUUCUGGUUGUGAAGACAAAUUCUGGCAGCGAUGGCGUACUAACUGUGGGAUCUUUUAAAAGUUAUUUAACAAUAUCCAACAGACCGGAACGAAUAAGCAAUGUAAUCAAUAUCGAAAACAUAACAUUUAGUGUAGUAGAUAACAACAAGUACAUAAUUUUAUUAAAUCCGUGUAACAUGUCUGUCGAAAGUUGUUUCUUUUGGGAGCCAUGGCAAGCUGUUGAUAGUAGUCCUCAGGUACAAAUAUCGAUCGAUUCGGACAACAUUCAUUUUGAUGUUGGCUCUAAACACAUUAAGUGCAUGCAAUUUUUAAUGGAAGAUUUCUAUGAAAUUAUUGCAAACUAUCCUAGCGACAACGAUAGUGAUGAGGGUAAUGAAAUAACAAAUGAUUCUAAGAGCAAUCCUGAUAGCAUAAAAUCAAACACAUCAGAAAAAGAACAACAUUACAAGGACGAUUUACGCGCAGGAGCAUUCCAAUUUAUUAACGCCUCAACGAACAGUCCUGAUGAAUUACCUCUACCAUAUCAAGUAAUGUUUUGGGACGAAAGUACAGCAGCAAUGGCAUGGCGAUAUCCUCAACCACGAGUAUUAACUAAAGUUCGGGUGUUCCCCGUGCCGUUCAAAGAAGCUUCGGAAAAGUUUAAAGAUCAGCAAGUUCUCUGUUCUUUAGAGUAUUGGGCGGAUUGUCAUUGUUCAUAUCAACCGUUUACACAGUUCUUUUUAUCCGAGAGUGAGAUGUGUUAUGUUGAUCUUCCGACACAUAAAUCUUAUCCAACAGUGGCCUGCAUUUGGAGGGUAGUUUUGCAUCCGAUUAAUUACGAGGAUCCAAACUGUUUCGAAAUAAUUAAUCCCAGUAAGUUCUUAAUCUCUCCCAAAGCAUUGGCUGCUUGUCUCCGUAUAGACUCUUAUUUCAGUAAAAGUUUAGUACCUGACGUUUCUCUAGCGAUAAACGUUGACUCUGUUAGUUUAUCAUUGUAUUCUCACUUUGACAGAGAUGCGAUCUACAGAAUGCCAGACGCUUUAAAAACGUUCAGUUUUGAUGGUAAUAUGCCCGAAGAUCAGUGUUUUGCAAUAAUCUCCUUUGACAAUUGCAAAGUGCAUGUUUUAUCUCGAAAUUAUGAGGAUCACUUAAUUGAUUUCUCGAUGAUGGUAAAAUGUUCUAUAUUGGAAUAUUCAUUUUUAACGUUGCAACCCCUCUUAGAACCUUUUCCCUUAAAAAUAGAACUUGAUUUAACAAAAACUACAAAAAUUAAUGUAAUAGCACAACCUAUAACUAUCAAAUAUGGACCUCCCGUUGGUCAUACGUUAGCUGUAAGCAUGCAAAUGUGGAGUCAAACAUUACAGGAUAUCCCUACAAAAGAUUUAAUCGUACUGACCAAUUAUAUUAUUUGCAACGAUACAAAUCUAAAUAUCGUGUUUGGUCAAGAAAGCACCGAUGAAAAAAUUUCUCUUUCUACACGUUGUUUCCAUUUAUACUGUUGGCGAUCUGCUAAGUUUAAACAAUUGCUUCGAGUGAGUGCUGAGAGUUUCGAUUGGGAUUGGUCGGAACCAUUCCAAGUAGCCGAAGAAGGUACUGAAGUUGUUGGUAUUCGUGGUACUUAUAAACUAUUUAUAACAGUAAAAAAAUUAUCCACUACUCAAAAACAAAUCAUUAUAACUGGAACAAUGGUUGUUUGCAAUAUGUUGACUGAAAAUUUUGAGUUCAAAGUAUUUGAAAACGUGGACAAUGAUAAAGAUCGGUAUAAAAAAGCUCAAACCCAUAUUGUGGAAGGUAGAACCACUGCUCCAUCUUUGUUGUUACAAAACGAUCAACGAUAUUGUCUUCGAUUAAGAUUUUUUGGGAUGGAUUCAGCAUGGACUGGUAACAUACCGCUAGAAAUAAAUACAAGAAAUGCACAACCUUGGCUUGUUAAAGUUCCUCUUCAAGAACGCAAUAAUUUUCUAAGUAUUUGGUGUAAAAUAAUCACUCAGAAAUACGGAAAGCAAACAAAAUAUUUAGCAGUAUUAUGGCCUCUUUUCAUGAUAAAAUCCAACCUAGCUAUUGACGCACAGUGUAAAAUUGAAUCGCCAGCUUUAAUGUUAAGUUCAAACAGUAUUAUACACGGCAAAGGAAAAUAUCAGCAGUUGUACUGCCCUGGAACAAGCGAUCACUCUCAUUUGCUUUCUUUUCAUUUUGAUAAUGGCAUUCCUGCCUUCAAUUCUGUUGUACCUUUAAAUUACACAUUGGUUGAUCAGAAGGAAAUAUUUAAAAAACAUGAUAACGAAAACAUAAACGAAGUUCUUGAAAUGCUGUCUAAUUUUGAAAAACAGAGGUGGCCAUACUUUGACGAUGAACAGGAUGAUGUUCAAUGGAUUGUUGAAGACCAGCCCAUAACCCAUGUAAAGAUAAACUAUAAGGAAGUCUGCCCAUAUGCCAAUUGUUUAUUGAUUGAACUAAUACCAUGGUGUAUUUUGGUCAAUAAUUUGGGUUGUACUAUAACAAUAGUAAUUGAUAAAGAGGAAGCUUGUUCAGUUCGUCAUCAAGGAAUCAUAUCGCCUCCAAAAAUGGAGGGCGAUUUUUAUGUGGGCGUUGAGUUGGGUAAAAAAAAGUAUUUAUCCCAAGCGUUACAGUUGGCUAAUUCCGAAUGGAGCCAAGCAUUUUACAUGCCCAAAAUUAUUGGAACUGUUCCAUUAAAUGGUUGUAUCCAAACUCCUAUCAAGUGUGGCGCAUAUAUUUGUAUGGCUUCAAUUUUGAGUAAUAUUUGUAAUGAAAUACGUCAUCUAAAAAUUUCUUCUUCACAUGUUUUAAUAAACUGCAUACCGUUUCAACUGGAAGUGGUCUGUUUUGCUGUACCAGAUAAUGGAAAUAUUUAUAGCUUUCCUAAAAACGCUAAAUCGAAUGCGUUUACCAUCGCUCCAAAUCUAGACAAAAAUGACACUGGCAUAUCUAUUGUUCGAUGGCAUUUAGUAGAUGGAGAUAUCAGUACUGAUUUUGCCUUGUAUAUAUCAUUUGCCAUAAAUGCUACCGAGGGUUGGUCAUGUCCUGUUCGGGUGGAUAAGGGAUCGCUUCGUAGAGCAAUUUCUGUUAAAUCGGAAAAUCAAAACAUACCAUUAGUAAUUACUUGUCAAGAACGCAAGGGAGUAACUUACCUCUCUGUACAUCAUGACGCGCAUCCUCAGAUGCGUAUAGAAAACAGAAGUGGUAAAAGAUUGUACUUUGCGCAGUUUUUAAAAAUUGAUUCUCUGUUUGGAAAAUGUUUUGUCAGUGACGCUCCUCAUUUCGAUUGGAUUACCUCAGCAGAUAACGGCGAAACGAUUUAUUACAGUUUACCAUCAUUUUCUGAGAAAUUUCCAGACUUGGCAUCUGAAUCAGAAACAGAAAAAUUAGUAAUUGCCACUGACAUCAAAGGUGGUAUAUCCUCAACUCGGUGGUCCGUUCCUAUUAACAUAAAUAUUUAUAAUGAACAUUUCGUACGAAUACCCCAAUUUAAAGAUGUUAAAGUUACUUUUACUAGUUCGACACAGACAAUUUUUGUUACAAUAGAUUCGAUCAGUAAGGCUGAAGUAAGUGCCAAAGAUAUAAGAAUACGUCUUGCUUUACAUGAAAAACAACAUCACACUGAAACAAAAAUGCGAGCAAUCAAAUCCGCGAAAGAGUCUUCGAAUUGUGAAUCGAGCGUUCAAAGUAGUAAGGAUUAUAAACCAAUUUUACUUUAUGACCAGAAAGCAAGUUCUAGUGGGAUUAAAGAUCAAUAUGUUUUACCAAUUGUGGAUGAGAAAAUGAAUAUUGACAUAGUAAAUACCACAACAAGUUUAAUUACAGACCCUGCUAAAUCAUUAAAAGCGAUGAGUGUCUAUCGAAAAUCUUUGGUUGUGCAAAUGUUUUUAAAAGGACUAACACUCACUUUUACGUCCGAUUUGUCUGGCAAUUCUGUUAAAAUAAAAGAAAUAGUAAAUAUGAUCUGUGACAAUAUUACUUUCGUUUUGGAACAGAAGGAGAAAAUGAAUGUAACAGCAACAGUGUCGGAAAUUCAAAUCGAUAACCAGAUGUAUGCCAGAGGUGGUUAUGAUUUUCCUGUAGUAUUAAUUAGUCAGUCACCUCAAGAGCCUAAAAGACAUUUUUCUUUAAACGAACCCAUAGAACUCUUGAUGAAAGAAUACCAAAAUGAAUCAUUUAUAAAAACAGAAUUUGUUUUCGAAAAAUGGAAUGAUGAAGUGCUUGGUAAAAGCAGAAUGGAUAUUGAGAAACUCACCGUUUCAAUGAAACCUUUGUCAGCAUUUAUCGAAGAUACAUUUAUUUUAAAACUAAAAGAAUAUUUUAUGACUUGUACUCCAGCUAAGUUAGUUUUGUGGUCGAAACAAAAGAAAACAUUACCUCAUUACAGUUCCAAUUUUAUUAACCUUCCUAAUCACAUUGUUUUGGAAUCUAAAAUAUUAGCUUAUCCCAUUACAGUAAGAUCGUUGAUUGUUGAACAGUGGUCCUUACUUUUGUCAGUUCAUUCCUCCAUCAAAGUCUACAUUGCUUUGGACCAAUCACCUCUUCAAUUUUCAAAAUUUGAACACCAUAAUGUUAUGACCACCCCAUACAGAUUAGGAUAUGCGUUUACUUUGCAUUAUCUGUCAGGAGCAAUAUUUGGAGCUGGUUGGGUAGUGGGUUCUUUGGAACUUUUAGGCAGUCCUGGGACUUUAGCUAGAGCAAUGGGGUCUGGAUUAAAGGAUUUCGUGAGCUUGCCAUACUUGGGUUUAAUUCAAGGACCGUGGGCAUUUAUAAGAGGUGUUACUAGUGGAUCAGCGUCUUUAAUGAGGCAUGUAACAGCAGGAACAUUGCAAUCAGUUACUAAAUUGGCUGCAAGUGUAGCUAGAAAUUUAGACAGGCUCACCCUUGAUGAAGAACAUUUAAAAAGAACUGAAGAAUACAGAAGAUUACGUCCUCAAGGAGUUACUCAAGGAUUUUUACAGGGUUUAACCGGAUUUGGCAUUAGUCUUCUUGGUGCUGUAGGCGGUAUAGCUCAUCAUCCCUUAAAAUCAAUAAUGAAAGAAGGAGCAUCACCUAGAGGUUUUGCAACAGGUGUGGGGCUGGGUUUGGUAGGUGUUUUUACUAAGCCAUUAAGUGGAGCAGCAGACUUAAUUGCCCAAACAGGCGAAGGUUUACUACAAGGUGCUGGCUGGAAUACAUUUCCAGAACCCAGAGUGAGGCCAGUUUUGCAACAUAUUUUGUCUAAUUCUAAUUCCGUUUUAAAAUAUAAUUGGAAAUUUUCUCGGGACUGUUCACCAUGCACUUUAGUUUUUGCAAUUGAAGCCACUGAAAUUACUGCUGAAGGACUGUAUGUAGCGAUAGCAUUAAUACUACACGUCGAUAUUUUAUUGAUUGUAAAUAUUGACAACGAUGUUAUCGAGCAUACGUUAAACUUAAAGGAUAUAGAAGUCAUUUUGGAUGUAAAUGAUCCUACACUUGUAACUUUCAAAUUGUUGCCUCCGAAGAAACCCCUUAAAAUUCUUGAGGAUGAAAUACCAGAAAUGGAUCCUGCUCAACGGGCUAGGGUUGCGGAUUAUGUUAAAAAUACAACAGGGUUAAUGCAAUUUCCUGAUGACGUCAGUUUAAAUAAUUCGGAAAUAAGCGUAUCAAGUUGCGAUUCUCCUAGUCGAAUUUCGAAUGAAACCAAAGAAGUUUGUAAGUUGUUCACUUACUAUGUUAACCCACGCAGCAGGAAUUAUUUUGUCAAGUUAUUUAAGUUAGCUAAAGAACAACAUGAGAACUAUUCCUUUCAGUUUUAUUGAUACUAAAAUCUUUUGUUGCAAUGUGAGCUAUAUAUAAUGACAAUAUGUAUUUUAAGAUGCUUUUUUAAGUGUAAAAUAUUUUUUUGUUGACAAUUUUAUAUUAUUUAUUAUUCUAAUAAAAGUAAUUUUUAAAAAUUACUGUAGACACGAAUGUGUGAUAUUGUGAAAAAUUUAAACCUGUUUUAUUAAUAAUAAGU
Messenger RNA from Agrilus planipennis (emerald ash borer), 16167 nucleotides. RefSeq names its product vacuolar protein sorting-associated protein 13B (gene Vps13B). The transcript has 48 exons. NCBI's taxonomy places the organism in Eukaryota, Metazoa, Arthropoda, Insecta, Coleoptera, Buprestidae. The record is from RefSeq and is a predicted model, not a curated record. Bases 236 to 15970 code for a protein of 5244 amino acids.